Molecule: messenger RNA, 5537 nt
Organism: Scatophagus argus
Lineage: Eukaryota; Metazoa; Chordata; Actinopteri; Scatophagidae
Product: mitochondrial coenzyme A transporter SLC25A42-like
Exons: 8
Coding region: 691-1674 (327 amino acids)
Biological process (GO): transmembrane transport
Cellular component (GO): mitochondrial inner membrane
Source: RefSeq, a predicted model, not a curated record
UGCUUCACCUGUAUCUUGCUGUGUGGUUGUGUGUAGAUGCCAUCAGACAUCCGAUAUGUGGUAAAUUGACUUCCAGUAUACUUUUUACUGACAAGAAAUAACAAACUAUAGUCUCUAUCGCCAAAUCUGUUGCUCACGCCCCUCUAACUGACCUAUCCCAGCCCUUCCCUCCUCCGACUUCAUUUCCCACAAUGCCAUUGCGCUCGCCCUUGUCAAACCUCACUGUGGUCUAGCUAACGUUAACUGCUGCUGCUGUUCGUUGACAGGAGUAGUAACGGCAGAAAUACAGCAGCAUGGAUGGACGAUGCCAGUCACUUGAAGUCACUGUAGAGCUUAUGAAUUAGAGACAUGUGUGGAAUGCAUUGCCUUCACCGUUAGGAAACGUUUUCAUCAAGACUGAAGAUUAUUGCUGGUAUUUUCACAAGGCUGUCGACGAGAGUUAACAUUAAUGUUAGAGUAGCGGUAAGCUAACAGCUAGCUAACGUUACUUAACCUGCUAUUUGGCUAACUUGGAAACAUUCAGAAGAGCCUGCUAACGACCAGAAAUAACGCACCAAGGGGGAUAUCGGGGCACUGGAAAUCUUCGGGCUGAUCUCAUAUUUUUUAAGCUCUCGGUGCCUGGUGUUGCUGCUUCGCCCAGUGGUUGAGUUCAUGAGCACGCUCAGUAACAGCCGUGCAUAAUCCUCGGGGAUGGGGAGUGGAGUCCAGGAACAGCAGGCAUCACUCACGCCGGCAGAAGUGCUGCCGCGGGUCAAUCAAACUAGUCAAUCAGAAGGCCUGAAGCACACCCGGUCUGUCAUCAACUCGCUCUUCUCAGGGGCUUUAGCAGGAGCUGUGGCCAAGACAGCUGUCGCCCCAUUGGACAGGACUAAAAUCAUCUUCCAAGUGUCUUCAGCAAGAUUCUCUGCCAAGGAGGCCUAUAGGUUGAUCUACCGUACCUACCUUAAGGAUGGCUUCUUCAGUCUGUGGAGGGGGAACUCUGCCACUAUGGUGCGAGUCAUCCCAUAUGCUGCCAUCCAGUUCUGUGCACACGAACAAUACAAGCGGCUGCUGGGAGGCUAUUAUGGCUUUCAGGGAAAAGCCCUCCCUCCAUUUCCAAGGUUGCUGGCAGGGUCUAUGGCUGGUAUCACAGCAGCCAUGCUGACCUAUCCACUGGACAUGGUGCGAGCUAGGAUGGCUGUAACACCAAAGGAAAUGUACAGUAACAUUCUGCAUGUGUUUGUACGGAUAUCCCGAGAAGAGGGCCUGAAGACGCUGUAUCGAGGUUUUACUCCCACCAUCCUUGGUGUCAUGCCCUACGCUGGUCUCAGUUUCUUUACCUAUGAGUCGCUGAAGAAAGUACAUGCAGAACGCAGUGGCCGCCCACAGCCCUACUCAUAUGAACGUCUGGCGUUCGGAGCCUGCGCGGGUCUUAUCGGCCAAUCAGCGUCUUACCCUCUGGAUGUGGUGCGACGCCGCAUGCAGACUGCAGGAGUCACAGGUCACACAUACGGCACCAUCCUUGGCACCAUGAGGGAGAUUGUGUCGGAGGAGGGGGUUAUCCGUGGACUCUAUAAAGGCCUCAGUAUGAACUGGGUCAAAGGGCCAAUUGCAGUGGGGAUCAGCUUCACCACCUUCGACCUUACUCAGAUCCUCCUGAGGAAGCUGCAUCAGAUGGGCUAUACGACUCGAUAAUGGCGAUGCAGGGAGAUGGAAAACAGGGAUAGUGGGAUGAUGAGAUCCCCACGCAUCCUCUGAAGAGAAACAAAGGACAUGAGUGAGUGAAAAGUAUGUUUUGCUGGAUAGAAGCAAACACACACUGGCUCAGGAGGUAUGGAUUAUAUUCUCUCACUGUAUCUGUGUGCAAUGGGGGAUGUGCAGUCCCUGUGGGUGUGAGGUAUGCGGGAUGGUACCAAGUACCUGUACAAACUCUACAUCUAAGUGCAAUAUACUCAGUGACUUUAUGUGUGUAGGUAUAAAUUAUAAUACUCCAGCCCUCGUGGACCAUGUUUUUGUCAAUCAGAGAGUUUAGAGGUUCACACACACAUCUUCCUUUUGUACACAAAAAACUGACACCUUCCAAUGUGAUGCAGGCUGCCAUUCAUGGACUUUUAAGAUGGAUUUGAUUCAUUAGAAGUAGAAAUAUGCCCCCCCCCCCAAAUUUGUUUUGAUGUGAGUGACUUUGUUUUAAGGAAUUAUACCAAAGGUUAGGAUAUGAGCUAGUUGCAGAUUAUAUGAUGUUAAUGGUGUUUUGUAUAUUAAAGCACAAGAGUUCUUGGAGCAAAAAUCUUGCCCAGCACAGAGGUAACAGUAUUGUUUCUGCUGGUUUCAGAUGGUUUGUUUGAGUUGUUCAAAACCACUGUGAGUUCAGCAUCUUUUCUUGGAGCUCCUAAACGUUGAAUUCUUAGACUUUUAUUUGUAAUUUAGCUACCAUGCUGAUGGCUAACAGAUGAGUUAUAUGCCUGUGCCCACAGAUAUGAAGUAUAAAAAGAGCCUGUAUUGUUUUGUUUCUUUUAACUAUAGUCAUUUCACAGGCUUUUUAAGAUACUGUUAGUCGCGAUAGUUUUGUCGUAUUGCUACAGGUGAUUAGACAGAUUCUGUGGUACGUGAGCGUACUUGUGACAGUUCCAGUUUAAACUCCCAUUGCCAGUUCAGUCCAUGUAACGCACAUUAAGGAAUUUUCCAAAUACGAGAUGUUAUACAAUGAUCUAACAGUUCAGUGGGAACACCUGCACAGUCUCACGUAAUCCAAUGCAACAGCCCUGCAGUGAAUACUACCUUAAUAAAGUUUACAGUGUUGUUGGCACCGUGUGAAAGGUGUUACUUUAUAACUCCCUUAAUCUUUUGGUGGCAUUGUUUUGGAUUACAAUAUAUUGACAGGUGUUUCUAGUUUUCUGUCCACCUCUGGUAUGUCUCUGCUAAGGGACACACCCGCAGUCACACAUACAGUAGCCUGUAUAAAUGUUGUCUUCCAUUUGCUGUUGGUGUGGCAGCUGCAGCGUAUUUUGUUAAAAACUUGGCAGUACACCAGCUGAGAAUUUGACACAGCUAUUAACUUGACUUUUUGUUAAAUACUCACACUGUAGAGCCGUACGAGUGUUUGAUAAUGGACUAGCUUGACUGGAAAUAUGCACACAUUUAGUGGAGAGGUCAUUUGAUUUCUCUGUUACAGACAUAAUUUAGUACUUUUAAGUGUUCUCAGUAUUGUGCUUUGACCUCAGCAUGUCAUCAAAUAUUCAUAAAAAUAAUCGCAUAUCAGUGUUUUAUGUGGACUGAUGUCAAAUAUGGGGCUAAGCGUUCUGUUUCAUUUGACCAUAUAUGAGACAGUUUCAACAGUAUAGAUGCAGACUUACCGUUGUCCAAGAGUGUCAAUAGUUUCUAUACUUAGGCCAUACAUAGUGAGGCACAGAGUGUGAGCCAGGCGAGCAGCUCAGUGCUGAGCCAAGUGGAACAGAGGUCAGGAUAGUGGCACCCUUACCAGAACGAAGCAGAAAGUUUUCUCUGUGAAGCUGAGGUCAGGAUCUCAACUGAGAUUCAACAAAAGAAACUCCAAAAACAAAACUCUCUGCAUUUUUUUGGAUUAACAAAACCUAAACUGCUGUUGUUUGUUAUUGUUUAAUCCAUACAUUAUUUGAAUUGUUAUUGGAAAAAAUGUCAUAGUUAGAAUAAUAUCUAAAUGUUGCUUGCAUGUUCUGACCAGCAAACAAACAAAAUGAAAUAUUCAUUGUACGUUUUGCAGAAAAGCAGUCUCUGAUCAAAUGUUUUGAGUUUUGUUACCAAGUUGUCAUAAUUUGAACUGAUACAUUCUUUUGUCCAUUAACUCAUCAAUCUAUUGACAGAUUAUUUCUGUUCUCGGACUCUAGGACAUUUUAAGUGUACUGAUGCUAAUGAUGGCACAAUACAUUUGUUUUCACGCCAAUAUACAUUUUUUUUGAUAACUUAGUUUAAGGAAUGUAAACUUUUAAUCUGCAAACCUUUUUUCAUUAAACAAAAGAGGCCAGUCUUAUCAAAGCAGCAUCCAAAAACUUUAAUAAUAAAAUAAAAUUGUCUAAAGUUGUUAGAACUAAGAUUUUAAAUCAAAAGCUGUCCAGCAAGAGAAUUGGUAAAGAAGAGUACAAAUCUGAGAAAACAUUUGUUGUUGGACACGUUUCAGUAUGUACCAAAAAACGUACUUAGACUUUAUACCAGCCCUAUCCAGUAGGCUGCUGAACUUUACCCCUCUUUUGUUAAGCUCUUCCCCUGACAGCCUUUGUCUCACCAUCAUCAUCCUUUUUUUUUUUUUGACUGUUCAUGAGUGCUGUGGUUGUUUUCCUCAUUGUGCAGUGAACCACUCUGGUGACACACACCUAAUCAUGACAAACAGGAAAUGAUUGAUCCUCUCAGGUUAAUACCAGAACAGUAGGUGCAAGUUUGGUCUUUUAGUGUGGGUGUGUUAUCUUUACCCCUUGCCUUAGGUCGCAGGAGGGAGUCAAGGUGUAGCUGAGUUUAGACCAACGACAACUUGAAACCUCCACAUGUUCUGAGCUCAAACGUGCAAAGCAGUAGAAAGUAGAUAGAUAGAUAGAUAGAUAGACUGAUAAUUUAUUGAUCCCAAGGGAAACUAAAAGUAUACGGUAACUGAAAGUAUGGUGAGGGAUAAUUUCUGUCUCUAAAGUGCCUAACAAGGAAUAGUAACAUUUAUACUAUGACUUAGCUAAUUCUACUAACCUUUUCGAAGGUUGCUUCCAUUUUCUAGCCUUGCUUUGGUCUUGAAGUUGCAGAUGUUUAAGGGACAGCAGAUGGUUUGAAGGUGGCUUGAAGUUUUGAAGUGAUUCUUAGGUCUCUGUCACUGAAUGUAUUACUUCAGGUCCCGUUUUUGUAUGUGAAUUUUGUAAAACUUAAAAACUGCCUUGUAGGGUACUUGCUGAUCCUUGGCUCCGUGACCAAUCCAUUCCAUCCAGUCUCGGACUAAUUUGAGGAAUGUAAGAAAAAUUUAAAAGAAAAUUUGAUUCAUUAAGUUGGAAGAAUGUUAGGAGUCCUGCAGUGUUAUCAUCUCCCUGUUGAUCUACUUAUAGAUUAAAUGAGAUGGGUGAAUACAUGAUGAGUACAAUAGUUGGGACUGAAAACAAGUUUUGAAAAACCCCAGACAAUCAUGAAAUGCCAAACAGUUAAAUUUUUUUGUUUCAAAAGAAAAGUAAUUUUUUUGUGUUGAGAACCCGACAGUGGCUUAAUGAGGAGGGAUAAUGAAACACUAUGGCAACACACUGGUAUAAGAUGUGAUUCUAUUUGCUGUUGCGAAGGCAGAUUCAGUUGUUUUAACCCCAUUUGUGGGUAAUCCUACAUAGAUGUGCAGACAUACAAUGCUACUGUGUAUGCAUGUUUAAAAAAAGACCAUCCUGAAUUGUUGUGUUUCAGUGCUGCAGUGAUGCAAUGGCUGUUUUGUAAAUCCUAGUGAUUUGUGCCAACUGAAUGUAAACCUACUAAUACCACACCCAGUGUCCAGUCUCUCGUGAUAAUGGUGUAUAUGUAGGAAAGUUUUGAAAUAUCAAAUUUUCAAAUAAAACUGGAUGUUGACAACA